This is a messenger RNA of Aspergillus terreus NIH2624, 2490 nucleotides long. RefSeq names its product H3 histone acetyltransferase RTT109. The record is from RefSeq and is a predicted model, not a curated record. Gene Ontology annotation, cellular component: nucleus. NCBI's taxonomy places the organism in Eukaryota, Fungi, Ascomycota, Eurotiomycetes, Eurotiales, Aspergillaceae. The transcript has 7 exons. Gene Ontology annotation, biological process: DNA damage response. The coding region runs from base 1 to 2490 and encodes 829 amino acids. Gene Ontology annotation, molecular function: histone H3K56 acetyltransferase activity.
AUGAGCUUACGAUCGCUCCUUGUGGUGGCAUCCGCCGCAUCCCUGGUUUUGCCGGGGACCGCCGCUGGCAUGUCGUCCGAGCUCCAGAGUGUUUUGAAGAACACUCACCGCGGCGACGAAUAUAAGUACCCGACGGAUUUUACGCGCGGAAUUAUGCCAAUACCAGUGCAUUCUCACAACGAUUACUGGCGAGACAUUCCGUUCUAUACCGGUAUGACCUGUAACCUAGGCUUUCCGAACUUUGCUGAUCUCGCUCAAGGUCUCUCUAAAGGAUGCAUUUCCACAGAAGCCGAUGUCUGGCUGUAUGACGGCACUCUAUACGUUGGCCAUGACGAGUCGUCCCUGACUGAAGAGCGGACCCUGGAGUCUCUCUACAUCAACCCCAUGCUGGAUGUCCUCAAAUGGCAGAACCCCAAGACGCCCUUUGUCACAUCACCUACCAAGAACGGUGUCUUCGACACUGACCCUUCUCAAACACUGUACUUUUUCAUCGACGCAAAGACCGCAGGACGAGAGACGUUCGAAGCCGUCAUUGCGGCCCUACAGCCCCUCCGUGAUCACGGCUAUCUGACGACGCUGAAAGACAACAAGACAAUCACUUACGGUGCCGUGACCGUGAUCGGGACGGGAAACACGCCGCUUGAGAUGGUUGGGCCGGUCGCAGACCGGGACUACUUUUUCGAUGCCCACCUUGAUACUCUGGAUAACCCAGAGAACUCUGGCAUCACAUCGCUGAUCUCCCCGAUUGCGUCUACAAGCUUCACCAGCGCCAUUGGCGCAGUGAGCUGGGCCAAUGCGCCUCUAUUGGAUCAUAUCAAUGGGAUUGGUCAUAUAGUUUUCAAACUACUACUACUCGAGACAUGCGAUGUGCUUGUUGUUUCUAUGUAUAAUCACGUGAUUUACGAAAUAGGACGCGACUCCAAGGUGCUCCCCACCGAGGCCAAGGUCACCAUUCGCCAUGUCUCGUCAGCUCCGACGCCAUGCGGAGCGCUCUUCGCCGCUCCGCCGGGCGAACAGUCCGAGUCCACCUUCUGCGAAAACCACUUUCUCUCGGUGUCAGCGGCGUCAGAUGAGCACGAUGGGGCUGAGGUGAUUGUCUUUGGAAUGGAGGUGCUGGUGUACAGCACCACACACCUGACUACGAUCUUUGUCUCCAAGGCCGACUCCACCGGCUACCUGCAUGUACUCAAGCUGCCCCCGCGAGCGUCGGUCCUCCGCCGCAUCUCCGGCACCUUUCUCUCGUAUCUGGUGCAGACGCGCCAGCGGCCGGGUGUGCGACUCGUGCUGUCGCUGUUUGCGCGCGCCCAGAACCAGUACCUGUUCCCGGGGAGCAUCGAGAACCCGGAGAAACACGUCCUGGACGACCGCGGCCUGAUCAAAUGGUGGUGUCGCGCCGUCGACCCCAUUCUCCGCGAGUACGAGCCGGAGUCGGGCUCGCACGACAAGGGCGCCGCCGACCAGGCCGCCGAGUCCGCGAAGAGCUCCGCCACCGCGUUCCUGAUCGUGCCUGGGUGCGAUAAGUUCGAGACGCGCGGGUUCUUCCCGCCCUCCGCGAAGACAGACGACAAGGACCGUCCGCGCUGGGUGAAUAGCUACCCUGUGCGCCAGCUGUGCGACAACCCGAGCGCGCCACCGCGGUGCCUGAUCCCUCGGUUUCCCGAUGACCCGAAGACGCGCUUUCUGAUCGACCUCGACGAUGAGCUGCCCGAGCAGACGGAGUCGAGCGGCGCGACGGAGAACGCGGGCCAGUGGCGCAGUGUGAAGUCUUUGGAUCAGUUUUGGGAGAUGAUGUCCUUUCGCCAGGAGUGUUCGGCCGGUCGGUUAGUGGGAUUUUUAUGGCUUGUGAUUAACCCCCCAGGGCUCGUGAACUCGGUGCAGAUGACUAGCUCCAGACCGGCGCCGGCCUCGGCGGUGAAGGAGGCGCUAGGGACGGGGUCGAAUGCAGCAGAAGAGCAGAGCGUUGCGACGGAGAAGACACGCUCGACCACAGAACCCAACGACGCGCCCUUACCAGAUCAACGUGACGAGGCUUCCUCGCAGGCUCCUUCCAAGUCUCAGCAAUCUACAGAUUCCAAUGCUUUCUUCUGGCCUGAUACUGGCCGUGGACACGCGGUCCUCAGUGAGGAGGACUACAAAACCGCGAUCAAUUUCCUCCUCGAACAGGAUUUCGAUCACAAGGAAGCUGCAAUCUCCAGUACCAAGGGUUGGGGGGAGAAAGUCGCUUCUCUGGCUGACCAGCUCUGGGUCGGUCAGCAAGUGGUCGGAAGUAUGGCCAGCGCCGAGUCCGCACCUUCAACUGGAACGACUACAAAUCUGAUAGACAGCGGACUCGUGCGGAAGAGGAAGAAGGAGACCGAGGAGGGCAGCAGACAGGAAGUGGGCCAGACAAGGUCGGAUGCACAGACGCCAGAGCCCAAGCUUUCAUCGGCUGAGCCAUCGGGGAUCAAUGUCCUUCAGGCGAAUUUGAUCCGGAAAAAGAAGAAAACAUGA